Pelobates fuscus (common spadefoot toad) is the source of this 1367-nucleotide messenger RNA. Its product is annotated as nucleosome assembly protein 1-like 1. The record is from RefSeq and is a predicted model, not a curated record. Gene Ontology annotation, biological process: nucleosome assembly. Gene Ontology annotation, cellular component: nucleus; chromatin. The transcript has a single exon. Gene Ontology annotation, molecular function: chromatin binding; histone binding. The coding region runs from base 111 to 1259 and encodes 382 amino acids. NCBI's taxonomy places the organism in Eukaryota, Metazoa, Chordata, Amphibia, Anura, Pelobatidae.
UCAUUUUGCCGCCAUCCCUGAAGGGGCGCUUCCCUCCUGUCUCCCGGCACUGCGCGGCGGCGGCGGAUCCCUGUCUGCUCGGUGUCCCCGGUGUUUAGAAAAAUCCUAAAAUGGCAAACAUAGACAAUAAAGAGCAGGCUGAACUGGACCUACACGACAUGGAAGAUGUUGAAGAAGUAGAAGAAGAAGAAUCUGGGGAGGAUGCAAACAGUAAAGCUAGGCAAUUGACUGCACAAAUGAUGCAGAAUCCACACAUUUUAGCUGCUCUUCAAGAAAGGUUAGAUGACCUCGUUGGUACAUCAACUGGCUACAUUGAAAGCUUGCCUAAAGUAGUUAAGAAACGAGUGAAUGCUCUUAAAAAUUUGCAAGUUAAGUGUGCCCAAAUUGAAGCUAAAUUCUAUGAAGAAGUGCAUGAACUGGAGAGGAAGUAUGCUGCUUUAUAUCAGCCACUUUUUGACAAAAGAAGUGAUAUCAUAAAUGCCACAUAUGAACCCACGGAGGAAGAAUGUGAGUGGAAAGUAGACGAAGAGGAGGAGAUUUCGGAUAUGAAAGAGAAGGCAAAACUUGAAGAGGAGAAGAAAGACGAAGAAAAAGAGGACCCAAAAGGAAUCCCAGAGUUCUGGCUGACAGUCUUCAAAAACGUUGAUCUCUUAAGUGAUAUGGUUCAGGAACAUGACGAGCCAAUUCUGAAACAUUUGAAAGACAUAAAAGUAAAGUUUUCAGAAGCUGGUCAGCCAAUGAGUUUCACACUAGAAUUUUUCUUUGAGUCCAAUGACUUCUUUACAAAUGAAGUGCUGACCAAAACAUAUAAAAUGAGGUCCGAGCCUGAUGAGUCUGAUCCCUUCUCAUUUGAUGGGCCAGAAAUAAUGGGAUGUACAGGGUGCCAAAUUGACUGGAAGAAGGGAAAGAAUGUCACUUUAAAAACCAUAAAGAAGAAACAAAAGCAUAAGGGUCGUGGUACAGUAAGGACUGUUACAAAAACUGUUCCAAAUGACUCAUUCUUCAACUUCUUCAGCCCACCUGAAGUACCUGAAAAUGGAGAGCUGGAUGAUGAUUCCGAAGCCAUUCUCACUGCAGACUUUGAAAUUGGACAUUUCUUACGUGAGCGAAUAAUUCCCCGAUCUGUACUGUAUUUUACUGGUGAAGCUAUUGAAGAUGACGAUGAUGAUUAUGAUGAAGAAGGGGAAGAAGCUGACGAUGAGGAUGCUGAAGAGGAGGCAGAUGAAGAAAAUGACCCAGAUUAUGAGCCCAAGGUUUAAAUGGUGUCUGUAGAGUUCUUGUCUUGGAAAGAUCAAAACCCAGCUGAGUGCAAGCAACAAUGAAGCAAUGUGUAUGUGGCCUUGUUAUUACCUGCACUGUAAUAAAUU